UAUGCGAUACGUAUUCUCUUUCAGUAUGCCCAGUUCACUCAGCAACGGAAGUGAUACAACCGAAGUGUGGUUGUGAUGGGUGUGUGACCCCUAACCCAAAUGAUUGCUCAGCUUAUUAUCGUUGCAAAAGUGGUGUCCGUGAGUUGCUCUACUGUACACCUGGGCUAAACUUUAGUAUAGCCACUAAAGCCUGUGAUACUCCUAAAAACGUCCGUUGUUGGAACUAUCACUGCUAUACCCUUGAGGGAAUGUUCAAAAAUGAGUUUGACUGUGGGAGCUUCUGGCAUUGUUCAAACGGAAUCCCUUACCUUAAGGACUGUCCAGCCAACUUACACUGGAGCGUAGAAAAAAACAGGUGUGAGUGGCCGUGUGUCGCGAAAUGCGAUCCUUCUGUUCCACCUUGUCCAACCGAUCCGACAUCAGAUCCCUGUGGCUGCAACGGAUGCCUAACUCCUCAUCCCUUCAACUGUUCAGCUUAUUACCGUUGUAAAGAUGGACGUCGAAAAUUGAUCUUCUGUCCCUCUGGUCUUUAUUUUAACAAAGAUACCAAAGUAUGUGAUCAUCCAAAAAACGUUCGCUGUUGGGACUUUGUUUGUCCAGCGCAGAACGGAAUGUUCAAAAAUGUAUUUGACUGUGGGAGUUUCUGGCAUUGUUCAAACGGAAUCCCUUACCUUAAGGACUGUCCAGCCAACUUACACUGGAGCGUAGAAAGAAACAGGUGUGAGUGGCCGUGUGUUGCCAAAUGCGAUCCAUCUGUUCCACCUUGUCCAACCGAUCCAACACCAGAUCCUUGUGGCUGCAACGGAUGCCUAACUCCUCACCCCUUCAACUGUUCAGCUUAUUACCGUUGUAAAGAUGGACGUCGAGAAUUGAUAUUCUGUCCCUCUGGUCUUUAUUUUAACAAAGAUACCAAAGUAUGUGAUCAUCCAAACAACGUUCGCUGUUGGUACUUUAUUUGUCCAGCGCAGAACGGAAUGUUCAAAAAUGUAUUUGACUGUGGGAGUUUCUGGCAUUGUUCAAACGGAAUCCCUUACCUUAAGGACUGUCCAGCCAACUUACACUGGAGCGUAGAAAGAAACAGGUGUGAGUGGCCGUGUGUUGCCAAAUGCGAUCCUUCUGUUACACGUGAGUAUGUUACUGGAGAAGUAAAACCGUUUAAGAUAAUAUUUUAAGUAUCAUAUAUCCAU
Molecule: messenger RNA, 1187 nt
Organism: Limulus polyphemus (Atlantic horseshoe crab)
Lineage: Eukaryota; Metazoa; Arthropoda; Merostomata; Xiphosura; Limulidae
Product: protein obstructor-E-like
Exons: 3
Coding region: 249-1172 (307 amino acids)
Cellular component (GO): extracellular region
Molecular function (GO): chitin binding
Source: RefSeq, a predicted model, not a curated record